Molecule: messenger RNA, 5332 nt
Organism: Varroa destructor (honeybee mite)
Lineage: Eukaryota; Metazoa; Arthropoda; Arachnida; Mesostigmata; Varroidae
Source: RefSeq, a predicted model, not a curated record
UGAACCCAUGGCUGGCAGCCCCUUGCCCUGCAAAACAACGGGACGAACGCCAUGAGAGAGCCCGACGCUGCUCGCUGCUAGCAGGCAGGGCAUGGGCUUGGGCUGCGGGGCAGCGGGCGGAUCGGGUUGUUCCCUUCGGGAGAGACCGCGGGCGCAGGGCGGCAACGUAAUUGUUGUUGACACGAAGCAAGAAUCUUCUCCUUCUGCCAGAACCUUCUGUAAUCAAACUUCUGUCAUUUCCGAAACUAGCCGAAACUGCAGCAACAACAGCGAUAGCAUCAACAUCUUCAGCGCAAACGACGGUAGUAUCAGCAACUGCAAAAACUCCAUCAACAACAACAACAACAACAACGAAAGCUGUUUUGAUUUCUGCUUCUCAUACAAGCAACAACAAUCUUCCGAAGAUUUUCAAGAACAUCCGCCGCCUCGGCAGUGUUUACAAAACGAGCUUCCUUUUGCCAGCAGGACGAACCCUGUAGUCUACAGUGGACAGGUGGACACGGGUGUCGCUACAGCAGUUGGAGCAGGUGCGACAAGUUUCUGUGAGCUCGGCUCGUAUGCGUUGGACGGUGCGACAGCUGCGUUUGCGGCAGCGGGACUGCCCGCUCGCACUUGUCAGCCCGAUCUUUACGACCAUAGCAGCAACAGCAACAAUACAGAGUGGAGUGUUAUUAGCAGCAAUAGUUACAACGAAAACAGCCUCCGCGGUGACAACGAGGCUGGACUAUCGCUAUCCCACAAAGCGGGUGGAAGGACAUCGACGGCCAAUGCUACUGUUGCUGCUGCAAUAGCAGGUAUUGUUAGUAGUACUACAAUUAUAGUAGACGCGACCGCUAACCCAGGUUGUGGUAGUGAGAAACAUCGAAAUAGCGCCACCAGUUCCAUUGUUAACCGCAGCGGUGGCUGUGAACAAGUUCGCCUCACGUGUGAAGGCUCGCUCAGUGAGGCCAAUUUUCCUAUCAAACUCAACAGGAUCAUCCGGAAUCUUAAACAUCUGCUGCUGCCCAAACAAAGCUCGAGCUAUACUACACGGGGUAAAUUCAACAUCUCCAAAGUGGAGCCGUGGAACAGCGUGCGUGUCACGUUGAGCGUGCCCCGGGAGGCGGCGGCGCGUUUGAGCCGGUUAGCGGCAGCCCGAGACUCGCGACUACUUGAUUUAGACCUCCUAGCUGUACAGGUUGCUCAGGAUCAUUAUACGCUAAGUUCUAGCGGUGCAAACAGCCAUAGCGGCGGGAAUUCGGCGUUAGGUGCAAGCAGCAACGCUACCUUGAGCAGUUCCGGCAGUUCGAACAGCUCGAAGAGUUCGAACAUCGGAAGCGGCUCCGCUUCUGGUAAUAGCGCGUCAGCAGGUGGCGCGACCGGCUCGUCAGGCUCACCCGGCGGCCGGUCGACGUCUUCGCCGGCGAACUCUUCGGCGGGCCCGACGGCGGGACCGACGGGCUACACGGGGGGUUACGGGGGCCUCGCCGGGUUGGCGGGAGCCCCCUCGCCGUUGGGACAUAACCCCCACCUCGGCCCCCCUGUUCCACCCGGUACACACCACCACAUCACGAAUCAACAGCAGGGGAGUCCGUUACAUUCAAAUUCCAAUGGCCCAAUGGGACAUGGGUCGGACCCUCCCGGUUCGUUAAUGGGCAGCAACAACGUGGGAACGGGCAAUGCCUCACAUGAUGUGUUCCUCAAGCCGCAUCCGGUUUCGGGCGUGGGCGGGCCAGGCGGUCCUGGCGGUGGGGGUGGUGGGAGCGGUUCCGGGGGUUUUCGGUCGCCUAACGCGGUGGCUCCACCAAAUUCUGUCAUUCCCUCGAUGAAUAACUCAACAAGUUCUGCAUCCUCUAAACCCAACCACCAAACAUCAUCGUCGUCGUCCUCCUCUGUGCAGCCUUCCUUUGGAAAGAGCACAAAGGGUAAGCAAGGAAGCGGUAAGGGACGAGGUGGAACUGGCGGCUCGGGUCCAUUAGCGAAUAUGUCUGCGAGUGAGUAUGAGGAUAUGCAGGCUCGAAUUGCUGACUCGAUCGAGAGCGUCGUCCAGCAGCAGCGACGAUUGCUAGCCGAAGAGCAGGAGCGAGAAAAGGAACUUAAAGAAGCUGAGAAUUCGUCAACGACGGCGACGCCUCCUCUCGACGGCGCAAUGCCGGAAGUGUCCGAAGAGGAUUUGGACACGCUGCAGGAGUGGAUGCUCUCGCAAGGGGACAUUGACCUAACGGAAGCGGGGUUUCCUAUCGGCACCCCGCCUCCAUCCGACCCGGAUAACCACCGAAAACAACAGCACCCCCAGCAACCGCAACAGCCCCCCCAGCAGCAACAACAUAUGCCUGGCGGCCACAUGAGUCCAAUGGGUAGUCAGAUGCAGGCUGCGUCUGGUGGCCCUCGCGCUCAGAUGAAGUGCGCUAAUCCUUCCUUAGCCCAUAUGCUCGAACGGAGGCCAAGCCCAGACCUGGAUCAUCGCUUUGCUCAGCAGGGCCAUCCACAGGCUGGGAUACCGCCACAACAUCAACAGCAACCCCAACAGACUCCGCACGUGCCCCAACAGCCACAGCAUGUACAGGGGCACCCACAGCAUUUGCAGCAACAGCAGCAUUACGUUGGCCAGCAUGGCCAACAUAUGGGUGGGCAGCCGAUAUCGCAACACAUGCAGAUGGCGCCUCAUCCUCAGCAGCCCCAGCAGGCUCAACAGCCUGUGCAUCAGCAGAUGCACCAUCCCCAGCAGAACAGCCUCUACCAGCAACAGCAGCCGCAGCAAGUGCAGAUGCAGCAAGCUAUGCAACAACAACAGCCGCAACAGCAGAUGUACAGACUCCAGCAUCAGCAAGCGCCGCAGCAGCAGUCGUUCGGUGGCGGACCACCUGCCGGGGGAAUGCAUACACAUCCACAUCAGGCCCUUCAGCAGCAUCAACAGGCGCCGCAACAACACCAGCAACAGUAUCAAGUGAGGCCAGCGAUGGGACCGCAACAGGGUCGGAUGGGACAGGUGGCCGGUCAGAUGCAGCAUAUGCAAGCAGGACAACAGCAGCAACAGCCGGGACCACAGCAGCAGCAACAACCGCAGCAAGCUCCCCCACCACCACAUCUCAACCCUCAACAGCGCCUACAAAUGAUGCAGCAACAGCAUGUGAACGCGCAGUUGCAGCAGCAGCAACAACAACAGCAGCAGCAGCAGCAGCAGCAACAGGGACUUAUGCAUGCGCAACAGGCAGGUCUCCACCCAAUGCAACAGCAGGGCCAUCCACAGAUGCAGCAGUUACAGCAGCAGCAGCAGGGCCAGCCGAUGCAGCAGCAACAGCAUCCACAGAUGCAGCAACAACAGCAGCGGUUAGCCAUGCAGCAGCAGCAACAGCAAGGUCAACCUGGCCAAGUUGCUGGCACAGCUGGACAGCCUCAGCAGAACAUUCAACAACAGAUGCAGUUGCAGCGAAUUUUGCAAAUGCAACAGCAGCAGCAACAACAGCAGCAGCAGCAACAGCAGAACCAGCCGCAGAUGCAGCAAGGACAUCCGCAGCAGCAGUCGACUGUUAUGCAGCAACAGCAGCAGGUGCCACAGCAACAGGCGGUACAGUUCCCGGGUCAGACGCCACAACAACAGCAGCAACAGGCUGCUACCCAACAACAGCAGAACCAGCAACAGCAGGUGGCAAUGCAGCAGUCGCAGCAACAGCCCCCGCCGAUGCAGAUGCAGCAGGCGAUGCAACAACAGCCGGGAGCCGGCGGUAUGCAAAUGCAUCCGCAGUUGCAGCAGAUGCAGGCGCAGGGGAUGAUGCAGCCUGGCUGCAUUCAGCCACAAACUCAGGCGGCCCAGCAGUCACAACAACAACCACAGCUGAGCGUACAACAACCGGGAAUGCCGCCACAACAGCAGCAACAACAAGCGCAGCAACAACAGCAUCCGCAGCAAGCGCAGCAGCAGCCGAUUCUGCAGCAACAGAAUCAGCAGCCGCAUUUGCAGCCCGUUCAGCAGCCGCAGCAACAACAACAACAGCAACAACAAGCUCAGCAAAUGCUCUACCGACAUCAGCAGCAACUACCUCCACAACAGCAGCAGCAGCAACAAGCGCAGCAACAACAAGCGAUAUCUGCUGGCAUGGUGACUCAGCAGCAACACGCCGUAUCCAAUGGACCCUAUCAGACUCAUCCCCAGCAGCAACAACAAACACAUCAGCAACAACAGCAACAACAGAUGGGCGGCGCAAACCAACAAAUGGUUAACCGGCAGUUGUCGCUGGGUGGCCAGAUGGCCAGCAGUCCAAUGGCGAAUCAAAUGGGACAAAUGGGAAGUCCCAUGGGUCAGAUGGGCAGUCCUAUGGGGCCAAUGGGAAGCCCCAUGGGCGCUACUGGCGGACAUUCACAGCCGCCUCCUGGCGUAAUGCGGCAACACCAUGUAAUGGCUCACGGGGGACCUUCCCCGAAUCAUUCGCCUGUUGCAGGAUCCCCACAGGUUCUAAACACAUCAGCGUCGCCUUCUCCGGCUACGACACCGGACCCUCGAGCAUCACCUGGAGGCUACAGCUGUGUAACCUCAGGAAAUCCGAAUACUCCCACUGGCCACCCACCACUGAUGGGUGCAACGUCCCCAUUACACCAUCUCAACCAUAACCACAACAAUAACAAUGGCCGAAGCAGCGCUGGGCCAACACCGCCUUCGUUACCGAGUCCUGGUGGCACAGAUUCGCAGGGCAGCAGUGUAGGUGGUCAGAGUGGUGGAAUGGGUCCAGGAGGACCAAUGAUGGCUCCGCCAAGUCCGGCAACAACACCUCAGCCGAUGAAUAGCAGCAAUCACCAACAACAACAGCCGAGUCCCGUCUCCGGCCUAACGCAACCUCAACAAAAUCACCUACAACAGCAACAACCCAGUCCUCAGCAAAGAUUACAGGCCAAUGGAGGCUCGCCGUCGAAGCUGACGUUAAUUUUCUCAAAUACGGAAGGCUCGGAUAACGCAAUGGGUGGUUGUAUUGCCCAAAUGGGCAGAGGCCAAGGCGGAGCUGGACCGCCAAAAACGAUUAAAGUCGUGGGGCUUCCUAAGGGCAACCUUAUCUCCACAGUCAAGCUGCAGGUUAAGACAGCUGAUUCCGUAGAGGGUGGCACUCGUGCAGGUGGAAGCUUGAAGCGAAAAAUGGACGAAUCAUCGGGGGUUCCAGGAGGACAUCAACAACCCUCGCAAAAAAUCGUUAAACAGUAGACGAAAAUUGCAACUACUGGAUACUUUUCUGCCACCCCUAACUCCUCCGGGAAAUCUGCUGUUAUAUAGUUUUCAGUUAGAACGUGUACAUAUUUAGAUUAGACGGAUUCUAUGCGAAGAAACCUAGUAACGAUGAUGAACUCGGAAAUAUACAAAGGAGGG